Lepidothrix coronata (blue-crowned manakin) is the source of this 2987-nucleotide messenger RNA. It is a transcript of the gene KCND3, whose product is annotated as potassium voltage-gated channel subfamily D member 3. NCBI's taxonomy places the organism in Eukaryota, Metazoa, Chordata, Aves, Passeriformes, Pipridae. The transcript has 5 exons. Gene Ontology annotation, biological process: potassium ion export across plasma membrane; protein homooligomerization. The record is from RefSeq and is a predicted model, not a curated record. Gene Ontology annotation, molecular function: protein binding; A-type (transient outward) potassium channel activity. The coding region runs from base 511 to 2124 and encodes 537 amino acids. Gene Ontology annotation, cellular component: voltage-gated potassium channel complex; membrane; neuronal cell body.
GUCAGCUCACACCGCCCUUCUCCAGCCGCGCUCCACAACCUGCCUCCCUGGACCAGCCGGGUCCAUCUCCCGGCUGCGGCCACCCCAGCGGAUUCUCCGGGACCCGGGUGCCGUUCCCAGCUGGAUCAGGCAGCCAGGGCAAAGCUCCGAGCGGUCCUGGAAGGGGAGGGGGCAAAGCGAAGCGAGCUGGGGCGAGAGAGGCAGGGAGAGCCUCCGUCUCGGCAGUAAUGAGGGAGAAGCUGUUUAGUCAUCUCUCUAUAUAUACUUUCACAAUGAUGAUCGCAUUUACUGAUUGCUGCUGACUGCGCGUAGAGAGGGAGUCAAGAGGCAGGCAGCACAGCUCACCUUUCAUCCCGAGGAGUGACUGCUCCCCCUUCCUUCCAGUUCCCCACAUUUAGCCCUACUUUUGGGCGCCGGGUGUCUUUCCUUGCCAGAUGGAACUGAUCUGACUUCCAGCAGGUCUCGGGAGCAUCCUGAUUAUCCUCUCCAGUAACAAGGCCUGGGCUCAUCAUGGCAGCAGGAGUAGCAGCGUGGUUGCCCUUUGCCAGGGCGGCUGCCAUAGGAUGGAUGCCAGUGGCCAACUGCCCCAUGCCACUGGCUCCAACGGAGAAAAACAAGAGGCAGGACGAGCUGAUCAUUCUCAAUGUGAGUGGCAGGCGAUUCCAGACCUGGAGGACUACACUGGAGAGAUACCCGGACACUCUCCUGGGCAGCACCGAGAAGGAGUUCUUCUUCAACGAGGACACCAAGGAGUACUUCUUCGACCGGGACCCCGAGGUCUUCAGGUGCAUCCUAAAUUUUUAUAGAACUGGCAAGCUGCACUACCCCAGGUACGAGUGCAUCUCUGCCUACGACGAAGAGCUCGCCUUCUACGGGAUCCUCCCCGAAAUCAUCGGGGACUGCUGCUACGAAGAGUACAAGGACAGGAAGCGGGAAAACGCGGAGCGGCUGAUGGACGACAACGACUCGGAGAACAACCAGGAAGGCUCCAUGCCGUCCCUGAGCUUCCGGCAGACCAUGUGGCGAGCCUUCGAGAACCCCCACACCAGCACCUUAGCCUUAGUCUUUUACUACGUCACCGGUUUCUUUAUCGCCGUCUCUGUGAUCACCAACGUGGUGGAAACUGUGCCCUGCGGCACCGUGCCCGGGAACAAGGAGCUGCCGUGCGGGGAGAGGUACGCCGUGGCUUUCUUCUGCCUGGACACGGCCUGCGUGAUGAUCUUCACCGUCGAGUACCUGUUGAGGCUCUUCGCGGCCCCGAGUCGCUACAGGUUCAUCCGAAGCGUGAUGAGCAUCAUCGACGUGGUGGCCAUCAUGCCCUACUACAUCGGCCUGGUGAUGACCAACAACGAGGACGUCAGCGGGGCCUUCGUCACGCUAAGGGUUUUUAGGGUUUUCAGGAUUUUCAAGUUCUCCCGCCAUUCCCAAGGCCUGAGAAUCUUGGGCUACACCUUGAAGAGCUGUGCCUCCGAGCUUGGCUUUCUCCUCUUUUCCCUCACUAUGGCAAUCAUCAUCUUUGCAACUGUGAUGUUUUACGCAGAGAAAGGGUCCUCGGCGAGCAAAUUCACCAGUAUUCCUGCUUCCUUUUGGUACACUAUUGUAACCAUGACAACACUGGGUUAUGGUGACAUGGUGCCCAAGACAAUCGCUGGGAAGAUCUUUGGCUCCAUUUGCUCCCUGAGCGGGGUGCUGGUCAUUGCUCUGCCCGUUCCAGUCAUCGUUUCCAACUUCAGCCGGAUUUACCACCAGAACCAGCGAGCCGACAAGAGGAGGGCACAGAAGAAAGCCCGGCUCGCCCGGAUCCGCGUGGCCAAGACCGGCAGCUCCAACGCGUACCUGCACAGCAAACGCAACGGCCUCCUCAACGAAGCCCUGGAGCUCACGGGAUCCACCGAAGAGGAACAGCACAUGACUAAAGGCACCUCCUUAAUCGAAAGCCAACACCACCAUCUGCUGCACUGCCUGGAAAAAACAACCGUAAGUACCAACACGAUCCCUCCACCCCGCCCAGGUCUGUGUGCCUGGCACGGGCUUCCCAUGGAUAAAGUGCCCACGGAAUGCUCUGAGGUGGCCCUUGGUCAGGCACACCCAGUACCUGGUGUGUGCCAGAGGGGCUGGUUCUAAAGCUCCUCAUAUUCUAAAGCACUUCUAUUUCCUUGUCUUCUUAAAAUAAUAAAAAUGAUCCCUGUGCAAAGGGAUAAAGGUGGGAUUAUCUGCUGCUCCUCAGUCACCUACACCUGCACAAAGUCAGCAGCAGGUUGCUCAGUCGAGGUCGCCUGAAGGCAAAGAAGUUUUCAGCACAGAAUUAGGGAGGUCCCAGAAUCACAAGUUUCAUUUCUUCGGCGUUUCUGAAAGAGAACUGAACUGCAUUUGUCCUGUACUGUCAGUCACACAUCAUAUCCACCCCUCAUUUGUGCUAAUUAGCAAUAGAGGACAGUUCUGCUGCCUUAAAGAGGAAGAUGCUGGUGGUGACUCCAAACCCCAGCCUGGUCACCAGUGCCAAGAGGCUGGAAAGAAAAUAACCUUUAGCCCAUGAGAUGGCUCAGAGCAGAUGAACUCUGUCAGUGGGUUUAAAGGUUACACAUAUCUUUUCUCAUUUCAGCCUGGUUACAGGGGCAGGUAAUUUAUCUCAAAGCCAGCCAAGCAGUUUCUCCAGCAUGACUUUUCUGUUUGCAUCGUGCAAGGUGUUGGCAGUGAGAGCUUUGUUUUUUAUUAUUAAGUGAUUGUGUAUGCAGAAGUCUCUGGGAACGUUUCAGAUGUUUAUUUUCCAGGUUUAUAUAAAAGGUUCUGCAGAAAAGGAACACAUUAUCUAUCCCAUGAUUCAUUCUAGAGAGAAUGAAGCGAGGUUAACACUUGAAAUAUUCAUGCCUUUUUCUAUCUGCAUCCAUCAUCAAAUGUACUUUUGGCUUUUUUUGACUUGCCAGAGCUUUCUUUUAGAUAAAUCACCUUCACUUCCAUAGUUUGGUUUGUGCUGGAAUAACACCACU